This is a messenger RNA of Ascoidea rubescens DSM 1968, 3348 nucleotides long. RefSeq names its product tRNA (34-2'-O)-methyltransferase regulator RTT10 (gene RTT10). NCBI's taxonomy places the organism in Eukaryota, Fungi, Ascomycota, Saccharomycetes, Ascoideales, Ascoideaceae. The record is from RefSeq and is a predicted model, not a curated record. Gene Ontology annotation, cellular component: cytoplasm. Gene Ontology annotation, molecular function: protein binding. Gene Ontology annotation, biological process: tRNA methylation. The transcript is spliced from 2 exons. Bases 1 to 3348 code for a protein of 1115 amino acids.
AUGGCUGUUUUGCUGAAGAUCAACCACGAUGGACCUGUCACCAGUUUGGGCUUUGUUACUGGCUCGUCGUUGUUGUUGGCUGGUGUGGGCUCUUAUCUUCGAGUCUUUGACUACAAGAAGAGCGAGUUGCUCAGCUCCUUCAGCAUCUUCUCAAGGAAUAAGAUCCAUGGCAUAUCGAUACACGACAAUGUUGUGGUUCUUUACGGGGGAAGAAACCUAUCGGUUUUAGCUCUUGAUCAAUUGACCUCUGGCGAUUCACAGAGGGACCUCACUUCUUUCCAGAAAUCCUGCGACGAUUUGAUCAUCGAUAUUCAAUUCAGCUCCAAUUAUCAAACAGACAACUUGAUAUACAUUUUGACUGCUCACAAUAUUGUCAUUGGUGUUAGCAUAUUCCUCAGCGAUUCAAUUGACUUGAAAAUACAAUUCACAAAAUCCUGCUCAGAAAAAUCUUUGCUUUAUUCUGGCUCUAUAAAAGUCACUCAGGAUUCUGCUAUUGUUUGUGCAGGGACUGUGCUUAGUGGUAUCCUACUCUGGGACUUAAACUCUGGUAAGAUUUUACACAAUUUGGUUGGCCAUGAAGGUUCGAUCUUUGGUGUCAAAUUUAAUCAAAAAGGCGACAAAUUGGUAUCAUGUUCUGAUGAUCGUUCAAUAAAAUUAUGGGAUUUCACCACUGGUGAAAAUCUUGCAACCGGCUGGGGCCAUACAGCUAGAAUUUGGUACUUGUCGUUUUUCAAUAAUGAUACCCAAGUUCUUAGUGCUUCUGAAGAUUUAACAAUGAAAAUUUGGAAUAUUAAUAUCGAACCUGGUUCUGACUCAAAUUCAAAUAAAUUCUCCUUAAAUUACACCCAGAAUGUUGAAUCCCAUAUUGGCAAACAUAUUUGGAGCUGCGAUAUCCAACAAGACCAACUACUAUCUGUCACUGGAGGUAAUGAUGGAAAAAUAUGCUUACAUGAUAUUUCAACUAAAUUUGCAAAAAACUCUAAAUCAAAACAAUUCUCAUACUCUUUAAAUCAACUCAGUUUAAAUUAUGAAAUCUUCAACAAAAACGACGUUAUUAAAAACUUUGUUAAUUUUAACGAUAAAGGUUUGUUAUUAACAACAUCUCUAGGUAAUUUAUUCUUAAUAAAAGAUAAUUUUCAAAAAUUUGAAUUAAUAAAAAAGGAAUCGAAUCUUAAUAACCAAUUUUCAAUAAUUAAUCAUCAGUUUCAAAAUAACCAUAUAGUAAUCUUAACUUCAACAACUGCUGAUCAAUUAAUCUUGAAAUUUGAUAAUGAUUUAAAUAUAAUAGAAAAGAAAUUACUAAACAUUUUAACCGAUGUCAAUGAUUAUCCAUAUUUUAAAAUCACAAACACUUUUAAAUUUUCAAAUGACAAUAAUGAUGAUAAUGAUAAUGAAAAGGAAAAGGAAAAGGAAAUUUUAAAUAUUUUAUUCGAAUCCCCUAAUCCAAACAACCCUCUUAUUGUUAGAACUUUAAACUUGAAAGAUUUAUCUUAUUCUAAUGACCCUGAAAAUAUGUGGUUUUUACCAAAGCCUCAAACUGAAAAGAGAUUUAUUAUCACUUGUAUUGAAUAUUCCAUUCAAAAAAAAUGGCUAUUUAUUGGUUCAAGAUUCACAAAUCUUGUAAUUUAUGAUUUAUCAAAAAAUCCUCAUCAGAUGCAAGCUUGGAAAAAAAUUUCAAAAGGCGAUUCAAUUUCAAAUUUGAAUAUCGUUAAAUGCUUUAAUGAUACUCUAUUACUAAGAAUCUUUAUUAAAGAUGGUAUAUAUUUUUUAGCCAAAAUCACUGAAAAUUUAAAUUAUAAUAAUGAAAUCAAUGAAAUAAAUAAAAUAAUUAAUGGAUUUAAUAACCUUAAUAUUGAUAAUGAAAAAUCUCUAUUUCAAAUUGAGAUUCUUUUAGAAAAUAAAAUUGCUAAAGGUGGAUUUCUUGAGGGGGCAUUUGAGAGAAAAAGUGAUUUAAAAUUUGAUACUCUAAUUUCAAAAGAUCACGAAAACAUUAAAAGUAAUGAUUUAAUUCUUUAUGGGUUUAAAUCUAAUUAUUUUUAUUUAUACAACGAAACCAAAAAUUAUGAAAUAUGGAAUAAUAUGUGUGGUGGUUCACACCGUAGCUGGAAAUUGUUUAUUGAUAGUGAUGAUACCCAAAUUAAAGGGAAAUUUAUGUAUACUAAAUCGAAUUCUAUUAUUAUAAGUUCAUUUGGUUAUGAAGAUAAAUUGAAAUUUAAAGAACCUGUAUUAUUGGAGGGAACACAUGGAAGAGAAAUAAGAGAUUUGAGUAUUUCAAAAAAAAGUUAUAAAUUUUCUAAUAGCAACAGUAAAGAAAUUUUAUAUAAACAUCUUGUUUCUGUUUCUGAAGAUAACUCAUUGAAAUUGGGUAGAUUUUUUAGCAACGGAUCAAUUAAGAAUAUUUGGUUUGAAAGGAUUCAUGUUUCGGGAUUGCAAAAAGUAAAGUUUAUUAAUGAAGAAUUUAUUUGUUCCUCAGCAGCUAGAGAAGAAUUUUUUAUUUGGAGAGUUCAAGAUUUGGAAAUAGUGGAUAAACCGUUGAUAUAUUGUUAUGAUAAGCUGAAGCCAUUUUCAAGUAAUCCCGAUUUAAGAGUUAUGGAUUUUGAUACAAUUUUAAUUUUUGAUAAUAAAAACCUAGUUGGAUUUAUAUUUGCAACAGUUUAUUCUGAUUCGUCUAUUAGAGUCUUUUAUUAUGAUUUGAAAUUGAAGCAAUUUAAUUUAAUUAUAAGUGAUUUUUAUAAAACAUGCUGUGUCAUGAAUAGCAAGUUUAUUAUUAAUGAUAAAUUGAAUAAGAUUUAUUUAUGCAUAAGCUCAACGGAUGGACAUUUGGUUAUAUAUGAUGUUGAGAAUACUUCUAAAGAAGAAGGGGAACUGGAGGUUAAGAAAUUGAGCAAAAUGGUAAUGAGAAAGGAAUUACACCAAAAUAGUAUCAAGAGCAUGGUUGUUGAAAAUAAAAGUUGUGAAUAUGGUAGCGGUAACGAAUAUUAUAUAAUAACAGGAGGAGACGAUAAUGGAUUGAUAUUAAGUCGAUUUUCGAUUGAUGUUAAAACUGGGGAGGAGAAUAUAGAAAUUGAGACACUUAUUAGAGAUGGGGCAUCAUCGACUAUUACUUCAAUCUCGUUGAGCGGAAAAAGGAAAGAUGACCUGAAAAUAAGAUUAAUUGUUACAAGUGUUGAUCAGAUUGUUAGAUUAUAUGAAAUUGACCAAGAAAAAAAUGAGAUGGUAUUAAUUGACAAGGAAUACACUACAGUUGCAGAUACAGGUUGCAGUAGCAUCUGUGAAUUUGAGGAUAAAGAAUAUUGUGUUAUUGGAGGAACUGGUAUGUCAGUUUGGAAGAUCAAUAACGAUGAGUAA